UGCCGGCGAUAAGCGCGCGGAUCCUCAGAGGUGUGGACCCAGUAGGGUGUCCAACCAAUGGGCUCCUGGCCGAGUGGGGGGAGCUUUCGGUGAACGACUCCUCCCUUUUAGGAUUAGCGUUAGGAAGGCCUGGACGAAAGAGAUUGGGCGGUCCUCCUUCCCCGCCUGAGGCGAGGCGGGACAGUUGUUGCAGAGGUGAGGUCUAGUAAAUGGUGAAGUACUUCCUGGCUUGGGAGCAUCUGGGGUCGUGGGAUUUGGUGGCGUGGAGUCGGCGAAGAGCCCGACCCGCGGGGAAACCCAGCCUCGCCAACGGAGCGGGCCCAGCGCAGCCUUCAGGUCUGGCGGGCGGAAUAAAGCAGUGGAGCCAGUGGAGCCGAGGCACGGCCUUGGGUGGCCCCCUGACAGCUCCUUUGGCCUGAGACCUGGGAACGCGGCGGAACCCUCGGCCGAGUGGACCCCAGCCCUUGCAACCUCCUUUUUUCUUUUACCCACCUGCAGUCCCAGGCUGUAGGAGGGACCGCGGGCAUUUUGAGUUCUCAACCCCCAUUUCAGUUUCUGUCUCCGAGUGCACACCUUAAUGUGAGGUGACUCCUAAGCAGCUGGGAACCAGAGGCUGUAAAAGGGACUGCAGAAAAAUGGACUGCAGUAUAAAAUCCAGAAGCAGAAUAUGAAGGUUUAACCACUGACCCAUUUCACAGGUACUAUAUAGCACAUUUUAUUUGCCAUUCUCUUUUUGAUGGACAUUGGUUGUUCCCAGUUUUUCACCUUAUAGACAAUGCUGCAGGGAAAUCCUGAAUGUUUCAUGCAUCCAUGGACCAAAAGAUGGAGUUGGUUUUUGUUUUUAAAAAAGAUAUUGUCAAUGAUCUGAUAUGACUAUAAAUACUUGCUUGAUGAAAUUGCAUGGACUUUUCAUCAGGUUGGACUAGCGGUCAUUUUUCAAAGUUUCUUCAACCACAGUUACAUUUGAAAAUUCAAGUAUCCAAGAACAUUGGGCUUAGAAUGCCAUAAUGAUGUGUUUUCUCUGAGAACUACAAAUUUCAUAGAUACCACAGUUGGAUUCCAGUUAUAUUCUCCUAUCAAAGUGAUUUCAGUCCAUUGAUAAAGUUAAUUUUGAAGACUUUUGUUUAUAAACAACACCAAAAGAUGGGAGAAAAAAAUGGUGAUGCAAAAACUUUCUGGAUGGAGCUGGAAGAUGAUGGAAAAGUGGACUCCAUCUUUGAACAAGUGCAAAAUGUGUUACAAUCACUGAAACAAAAGAUUAAAGAUGGGUCUGCCACAAAUAAAGAAUACAUCCAAGCAAUGAUUCUAGUGAAUGAAGCAACCAUAAGUAACAAUUCAACAUUGAUAAAGGAUCAUACAUCGGUGAUCCAGAAUGAACAGAAAAACAAAUCAGGUUCAUUGCCUUCUACAUCAUAUGAAGACUCCUUUCCAGAAGACUGUACAUUUCUAUCUACAAAAAAUAAGGAAAUUCCUCCUUUGGAAAAUAAAGCUGCAUACAUUACAGAAAAGAAAUCAUCUUUGAAUUUACGUUACCAAAGUCAUGACUGCUCUAGAACUUGUCUGAUGAAAAUGCCACUAACCUUCAAGGGAGAAAACCCUCUGCAGCUACCAAUCAAAUGCCACUUCCAAAGACGACACGCAAAGACAAACUCUCAUUCUUCAGCACUCCACGUGAGUUAUAGAACCCCUUGUGGAAGGAGUCUACGAAACGUGGAGGAAGUUUUUCGUUACCUGCUUGAGACAGAGUGUAACUUUUUAUUUACAGAUAACUUUUCUUUCAAUACCUAUGUUCAGUUGACUCGGAAUUACCCAAAACAAGAAGAAAUUGUUUCUGAUGUGGAUAUUAGCAAUGGAGUGGAAUCGGUACCCAUUUCUUUCUGUAAUGAAAUUGACAAUAGAAAGCUUCCACAGUUUAAGUACAGAAGGACUAUGUGGCCACGAGCAUAUUAUCUAAACAGCUUUUCCAACAUGUUUACUGAUUCAUGUGACUGUUCUGAGGGCUGCAUAGACAUAACAAAAUGUGCAUGUCUUCAGUUGACAGCAAGGAAUGCCAAGACUUGCCCCUUAUCAAGUAAUAAAAUAACCACUGGAUAUAAAUAUAAAAGACUACAGAGACAAAUACCUACUGGCAUUUAUGAAUGCAGCCUGUUGUGCAAGUGUAAUCGACAAAUGUGUCAAAACCGAGUUGUGCAGCAUGGACCUCAAGUGAGGCUACAGGUGUUCAAAACUGAAAAGAAGGGAUGGGGAGUACGCUGCCUAGAUGACAUUGACAGAGGGACAUUUGUUUGCAUUUAUUCAGGAAGAUUACUAAGCAGAUCUAACACUGGGAAACCUGAUCCUACUGAUGAAAAUGGAAAGGAAGAGAAUAUUAUGAAAAAUAUGUUUUCAAAAAAGAGGAAAAUAGAAGUUGCAGAUUGUGAGGUAGAAGUUAUCCCAUUAGACCUGGAAACACAUGGAAGUGCUGAGACUGAGGAGUGUCCACCUACAUUCCGUAAUAAUUUAAAAGAACCUGUUACAGAAAUGAAAUGUAACAAUAUUUCAAGAAUUCAGUAUCAUUCAGUCAUUAGAAGUCCUAAAGCCAAGACAGCCAUUAUUCAACACAAUGGGAAAAAGAUGGGAUUUACUUCCUCAGAGUCUGUCACCUCAGAAGAUAAUGAUGGAUUUAAACCGACCCAAGUACAUCUGAACUCCAAAGCCAAGGAGAUGAAAAGCCUAGAGUACUCCCUAAACACCCACUGUUACAGGUGUUUAGAAUAUAUGGAAACAGAGAUUCCAGAGUUGAAGAGAGAGGAUUCAAGCUCUUACCAAGUUAAAGACACUGAAAACAGUCUGCUGAUUGAAUCAGAUGUGAUAGAUAUAACCAAAUGUAGAGAAGAAAUACCAUCAGGGGGAAGAUGUAACCAAGCAACCCCACUGGAUAAUCAGAAUAUUAUAAAGGAAUUCAAGUCUCAAAUACAAAAGCCCCAAGGGGAAAGAUCUCCAGCAUUUCAAAACCAGCAGGUCUUUUGUGAUAAAGAGUUCCCAAGCGAAACCAAGAACACUUCACCUGAUUCUCUAAAGAAGUUCAAUAAAGGGAAUGUGUUUUUAUUGGAUGCCACAAAAGAAGGAAAUGUGGGCCGCUUCCUUAAUCAUAGUUGUUGCCCAAAUCUUUUGGUACAGAAUGUUUUUGUAGAAACACGUGACAGGAAUUUUCCAUUGGUGGCAUUCUUCACCAACAGGUAUGUGAAAGCAAGAACAGAACUAACAUGGGAUUAUGGGUAUGAAGCUGGGACUGUGCCUGAGAAAGAAAUCCUCUGCCAGUGUGGGGUUAAUAAAUGUAGAAAGAAAAUAUUAUAAAUUUGUAGCUAAUGCCUAUUGAAGAAAUUAGCAUAUCACGCUGCAAUUAGAGCCAUGCAAGAAACUUUCAGUCAUCAGUGGAAUUAACUUAGGUUGUGAUCCAUCAAGAGAAUUCCUCUCAGUUUACCCUUGUCAAGGAAUUCAUUUGUGUGGCUUAAAAUGCUAGAAACAAAAUAAGGACAUUUUCAUACACAUAGGCUAUCUCUUUAUUCUUUCUGCUGUUCAACUUUACAUGAGUGGGAUGGAAGUGUAUAUUUUAUAUGAAAUACCAUUAUACAGUUUGUAACUUAUUUGUAAAUUAUAUAUUAAGAGAAACAAAUGUCACAAUAGAAUUCAGUUGAUCGUAUUUACUUUUGUGAUUAUUGAGUUUAUGCCCCCAAAAGGCCAAAUUUCACAUUGUUACUUACAAAAUUUGUUUAAUUCUUGGCAAAUAAUUUAUCAUUAUAAGCCAUAAGGUGGGCAACAGAGCCUGAGGAAUAUGUAAGAACUAACUUAUACAUAUCACUUCCAAUAUUUUAACACUAGUUGGAGAAGCUCUGUCUGGCUCCUUGCAACUCUGCCCCGUCAAACCAUUUGAGUGCUAAGAUGGAGAAGGUUUUGGCAAACUUUGAGAGGAAACUUCUUUUCCAUAGGUUCUCUUUACUUCUCCAGUACAAACACAGACAAGAAACAAAGGGAAUAGAAACCUGGAGGAAUUGGAAUAUUUUUGUUCUAAGUAGAGGAGAGCCAUAAGAAAAACAAAACUUAGAAACUAGCAAAACUUAGAAAACUAGUGUCUUACUUAAGCCAGAAGGGAUUGUGCUGGGCAAGAAUUUCACUUUAAAAAAAACCAACAGCAACAACAAAACAAGGCAGUUCUACUCAAUUGUAAAGUCUGGAACAGCUGCUUGAAUUCUCCUGUGUAUGAUGUGCAAAUUGUUUUUGUUGAGAAAAAGGGAGUUACUCUGCUAUGGGUUACCCAGCCCUUAUCAUGGAGCAGAAAGAGGACUGGGAAUCUCCAAGAGUCAAAACUAAUUUUACCCAUAACAAAGAUGUACAUUUGACUGUCAGGAACUUCUCCCUUGGAACCAGAACAGGAAUACCAGCUCAAAAAGCAGUAAUUAAAAGUAGUUCUGGCUUUUGAGAGGUUUUAUGUCUUUUUUUUCUUUUCUUUUGUACUUGAUUCUGGGUUUAGUUUGGUUACUGUUCAAAUAAAAACCUAUUUGAAGUUUGGGGCACCUAGUGGAUCAGUCCAUUAAGCAUCUGACUUCAGCUCAGGUCAUGAUCUCAUGCUUAGUAAGUUUGCAUUGGACUCUGUGCUAUGAGCCUGUCUCUGUCUCUCUGCCCCUUCCCAGUUUGCAGUGCUCUCGUGCUCUCUCUCUCUCUCUCUCUCUCUCUCGCUCUCUCUCUCAAAAAUAUUUAAAAAAAAAAACAAAAAAAAACCUGUUCGGGGCACCUGGGUGGCUCAGUCAGUUGAGCGUACAACUUCAGCUCAGGUCAUGAUCUCACAGCUUGAGUUCGAGCCCCACGUAGGGCUCUGUGCUGACAACUCAGAGCCUGGAGCCUGCUUCGGAUUCUGUGUCUCCUUCUGUCUCUGCACCUCCCCCACUCGCUUGCUCUCUCUCUCUCUCUCUCAAAAGUAAAUAAACAUUAAAAAAAAUUUAAAAAAAAAAACCUGUUCAAAGUUUGGACCCAAUUUAAUUUCUUAAAAAUAUUAAACUAGAUGAAAAUUUAACUUGAAAUUGUUGUAUGGAGUGAGAAACCUAGGAACUAGGAAGAGGAGCAAAAGUUACAAGCCAACAAACAGCCUCCAGACAGAUGAGGAAAGUUAAGUCCAUUUAUUCACAGUAAAGAUGUUUUAGGUAGUACACUGAAAGUGAAGAUACUUAAUCAGUAUGGGAAAUACUUUUGUGCAGAAGUCCUAACAUCUUGAUCUGCUUCACAGCUCUCAUCUUCCAUCAGUGUCCUAGAGAUUCUCUUUGUCUAUGUCAGAUCUAUUUCCAGUUAAAUUCCAUUAUUUCCCUUUUCCUUGGUUUAUUCCCACAUAUCGGUGAAGGACAUAUUCUUCCUAGUUGCUUUUGAAAAGGAAAAUCGAGAGGUAAAUAUUUUGAGACUGUGCAUGUUUGAUUAUGUUAUUUUUACCUGUAUGCUUGAUUGCUAUUUUAUCAGGGUAUAGAAUUCUUGAGUAGCCUCCAUACACAAUAUUGAAGGCAUCUGCUAGCUUCCAGUGCUGCUGCUAUGAAGUCUUAAAAUGGUCUCCUUUCUGGCUUCCAGGAUGACUACUGAAGUCAGAUGUCAUUCUGUUCCUUAUUUUUUAUAUAUAUGACCAGUUUUAAUCUCUCUUGAAAUUGAUAGAAUUAUCUUUGUCUCAGUGUUCCUUUCUGGUGAAGUCCAUUUUCAUCUUUCAUCCUGGGUGCUUGGUGGGAUCUUUCAAUCUGAAAACUUUGUCCUUCAGUUCAGGGAAAUCAUCUUGAACCAUUUCUUUAAUGAUUCCUAAUCUGUUCUUUAUUUCUAGAAUUCUUGUUAUUCAGAUGUUAGACCUCCAGGAUUGACUCUCUUCUAAUUUUCUUUUCUCUCUCUUUUUAAGAGUUUCAUUUUUUUUUUAAAUUUAUUUAUUUAAGUAAUCUCUACCCCCAGUGUGUGACUCAAACUUGCGACCAAGAGUCACAUGCUCUUCCAACUGAGCCAGCCAGGCUCCCCAAAAUAUAUUUUCAGCUGUCUUCUUGCUGUAACUUUCUGAGAGAUUUCCUCAGUCUGAAUCUUCCAAUAUAGAUGUAUUGUGCUUUAUUUUUCUGGUCUCUUUUUUUUUUUUUUUUUUUUUUUAUGUUUCAUUUAUUUUUGAGACAGAGAGGAAGCACAUGAGUAGGGAGGGGUAGAGAGGGAGAGGGAGACAUAGAAUCUGAAACAGGCUGCAGGCUCCAAGCUUUUAGUACAGAGGCAGACACAGGGCUCGAACUCACAAACCGUGAGAUCAUGACCUGAGCCGAAGUCGGAUGCUUAACAGACUGAGCCACCCAGGCUCCCCUUCUGGUCUCAUAUUUUUAAUUUCUAGAGCUCUCUUCUCUGAAUUUUUCUUUAAUAGCAUCCUAUUUUUGGUUCAUGGUUGCAGUAUCAAAUCUUCUUGAAAGUGUCAUGUAUAUAGGUUUAAGUGUGUGCACACACAUUCAUAUCUAUAUUCUUCCUGCAUAUUUUGUGACCUCAAAGGUUUAUUUGUUUUCACUGUAUAUUUCCUUUGGUCUUUGUCUUUCAUGUUAUAGACUUUCCUCAGUUGGUGAUCUUGGCAGUCUACUCAUACUUAAGAGUGAAACACUAAAAAGGCUGAGAUUAUAAACUGGGGGAAAGGGCUCUUCAAGUGCCACACCAUGAGGUAGCUGAGCUACCAAGUCUCUAAUGGUCUGUUAUGGACUGUUUUUGGCCUGCCAAGGAAUACUUGUCUCUCCUCCUGAUUUAAGGGCAAAAACUUGGCUGCCAGAGUCUGCUCUUAUCUCCCCUUUGAGCCCCAUUCUUCUGUAACCCAUUUCUGUAUUUGUCAAGACUGUCCCAAGUUAUCUUUUUAAAUAUUGUUUUUCUGCUGUCCCCAAUUUUGCCUUUCUUCUCUUUAAAACCUCAAAAUGCAAGACCUGCAGAAGUUUUCCUUUAAUUCCUCAGCAAACCACCGACUAUGACAUGCUUCUUUUCCAGAAUUUUUUUUAUCUGUAAUUUAUAUGCAUUUGUGUUCUCUACAUGUAUAUUUGUCACAUGCACUGAAAACCUCGUCUUGUAUGGUGCUGUGUACCCCAUGGGUGCUAAAUAAAGACUUGCGACUUGCAACUGGAAUUAGUCUGUUAAUUCCGCCUACGUUUAUGACAUAACUAUUUAGGCCAGACUUGGUGUUACACAAUUUUUAAAGAAACAGAAGAGCAGUCACUUCAGCUGAUCUCGGGUUUUGGUCAUCUUUCCUCCCAAUCUGAAGAGGAAAAGUCAGGGCAGGGUGGGGAACGCCUGCAAGUUUAAAAACAAAACAAAGCAAGUUCAGAUUCAGACCAGAUCUGGAUAAGAUGCGAGCUCCUAUUUGAAUGAGAACUACGUCUGCAAACUCUACGCGUCUCUUGCUCAGAACUUCCCCCUAUGCAGGGGAAAUGGAUCAUCACAGCUUUUACGAAAACGAAACUCUGCAACUGCCUGUGAACUUCCGGAAGUGCAGGCAAGGAGCACAGCCGUUGGACAGCCACGGAGGGUGCAGCCAUGGAGCAAGCGUUGUCUUCCUUGGCCAAGGACGCGCCGGACCAGCUCCCCCACCCCACUGGUG
This is a messenger RNA of Panthera uncia (snow leopard), 7603 nucleotides long. It is a transcript of the gene SETDB2, whose product is annotated as SET domain bifurcated histone lysine methyltransferase 2. The record is from RefSeq and is a predicted model, not a curated record. The transcript is spliced from 16 exons. Gene Ontology annotation, cellular component: nucleus. Lineage: Eukaryota; Metazoa; Chordata; Mammalia; Carnivora; Felidae. Gene Ontology annotation, biological process: negative regulation of gene expression; heterochromatin organization. The coding region runs from base 1144 to 3336 and encodes 730 amino acids. Gene Ontology annotation, molecular function: zinc ion binding; DNA binding; histone H3K9 methyltransferase activity.